GUUUUUAGUGUGGUCCAUUGUUUUUUGAUAUGAGUUAAAACAACAAUGAAAUUAUAAUACCAUAUUGUGAAACCAUUUGCAUUUUUCUAAAUUGUCUUGAGUUGUAUUUACUUAUAAGUGGCGAAUGUAGCAGUAGCCGUUAUGGAUCCACAAGCUAGAAUGAUGAUGCAAACUGAAGAUGCAAGAUUUUUAAAACGAAAAGUUAAAGGUGGAAACAUUGAUGUGCAUCCGACUGAAAAAGCAAUAAUUGUAAAUUAUGAGGUUGAAGCCACCAUUCUUGGGGAGCUGGGGGACCCAAUGCUGGGUGAAAAGAAAGAAUGUCAAAAAGUUAUUCGCCUUCGGAGCUUGAAUGAGACAACAGACAUAGCAGCUCUUGCACAAGAGGUCGUUGAACGAUGCAAACUUAUUCAUAUCUCCAAACUUGCUGAAGUGGAACAACUUCUCUAUUACCUUCAAACCAGGAAAGAGACAGGAAAACCACCUCCUGAAAAAGCAGCAAAGGGAAAGAAAUCUUUGCAAGGUCUUCUUGACCCUACACCUGAGUUUCUGAACGACAGCAAUCUUCUUGAGGGAGAACAACCCAGCAUCAACUGUAUUGACGAUUAUAUUGAAUUACUUUAUGAGGAUGUCCCCUCCAAAAUUAAAGCUUCAAGCAUGCUUCUCAGACUAACAAGGAAUCCAGACAAUUUGGAAGAAAUGAUUCAGCAUGAGACAGUGUUAGGAGCCUUAACUCGUGUGUUACGUGAAGAUUGGAGGAAAAGUGUUGAGUUAUCAACCAACAUCAUGUAUGUCUUUUUCUGCUUCUCAACUUUCACACAAUUCCAUCCUGUCAUUGCAAAGUAUAAGAUUGGAGCACUGUGCAUGUCAAUAGCUGAGCAUGAGUUGGCAAGACAUGAAACUUGGAAAGAAGACGUGGAAAAAAGGCGACAAGCUAUAAGUGGUGAUAAAAGUGAUGCAACUGCUGUAAAGGAAUUUGAAAAGGCACAGAAAAAAUACCAAGGGCUUGUUAAGAAACAAGACCAGCUCUUAAGAGUUGCUUUCUAUCUUCUUCUUAACUUGGCUGAAGAUUCAAGAGUUGAAGUGAAGAUGAAGAAUCGAAACAUCGUUGGAAUAUUGAUGAAAGCGUUGGAAACUCGGGGCAAUCUUGAACUUGUUAUUCUUAUCAUCUCCUUUCUUAAGAAACUCAGCAUAUUUCUUGAAAAUAAAAAUGAGAUGUCACAGCAAGAUAUUAUCGUAAAGUUGCAACCUUAUGUGUCAUGUGACCACGAUGCUUUGUGCAACUUGACCCUUCGUUUGUUGCUCAACCUCACGUUCGAUGCCGAGCUGCGACAGAAAAUGGUGGAAAAUGGUUUUCUUCCCAAAAUAGUUUCUACAUUAGACAACCCCUUUCAUUGUACGAUAAGCAUUUGUGUUCUCUAUCAUCUAACUUUUGAUGACAAAACAAGAUCAAUGUUUUCAUACACUGAUUGUAUACCAAAGCUCAUGAAAAUGAUUAUUGAAUCACCUGAAGGUCCCGUGAAUGUUGAGGUUGCCGCACUUUGUAUAAACCUCGCAACCAAUGCAAAGAACACAGAAAUUAUCUUGCAAUGUGCUGGUGGGGCUUUCCUCAAACAACUGGUUAGACGAACAUUUAAAUUUAAAGAUGCUUUGCUUAUGAAGAUGCUGCGUAACAUGUCACAGCAUGGACCAAACAUAAAGAGAAAAUUUGUAGAAUUCAUCGGACAAUUCGCUGGUGCUGUUAAGAAGGGUUUUGAUGAAGAUUUGUUAAUUGAAUGUUUAGGAACACUUGGAAAUCUUAACAUGGAAAAUAUUAAUUAUGAAGCAAUUCUUAAGAAGUAUGAAUUAUUACCUUUUCUGCAAAAGACUUUAAGACCAGGUCAUGUUGAAGAUGACUUGGUUUUAGAAGCUGUGGUUUUAAUCGGAACAAUAUCUACUGACAGCAGCUGUGCAGAAAUCUUAGCAGAGUCAGGAAUCAUUCAAACUUUGAUUGAAUUAUUAAAUGUUAAACAGGAAGAUGACGAGUUAGUUUUGCAAAUUGCUUAUGUGUUUUAUAAGAUGAUAUGGCACGAGGAAACCAGGAAAGUUAUCAUAACGCAAACCCAGGCACCAGCCUAUUUGAUUGAUUUGAUGCACGAUCGAAAUGCUGAAAUACGAAGAGUUUGUGAUAACACAUUGGAUAUCAUAAUGGAAUACAAUGAAGAAUGGGGAAAAAGAAUAAAGUUGGAAAAGUUUCGUUGGCACAACUCCCAGUGGAUUGAGAUGGUGGAAACGCAACAGCAAGAUGAUGAUGAAGAUGAUAUGUAUGAUCUUCCAUAUCUCCGUGACGAUGACCUUCUACUUUACGAGCCAAACUUUGAUGAAGAUGUACUCAUGGACAACAAUGCCCUGAAGCAAGAAUUUCUUGAGCAAGAAGCAUUGAGAAAUGGUCUCACUGCCCAUAUGGUUCCAUCAGGCUAUCCUGCAUAUUUAGACGAGUAUGACCCAGACCACGAACCACAAUUCAUGACUCCUGAAGACAUGCAGGCAUAUUAUGAAGCACAAGCUUAUGGUAGACCCGGAUCUCCUGAAUAUGGUUCAUACCAUGAUCAGUACUGACCAUAAGAGCCAGCAAUAUGGUAGCUCGAAGCAAACUUGAUUCUGUAAUCAUAUACAAGAAAAACAACAUGUUCAAGUUUUCAACUCAUAUGGUGCACAGUAUGACUAUAAAGAUAUGAUUUUGUAAACAACAUACUAUCAUUCUAAGCAGCAAUUUUUGUGUGUCUUCUUUUUCAUAUUGUAAGAGUUAAAUUCGUGCUAUAGUUUUAUUAGUGGAUUCACUGUGAGUUAAAUAUAUAUUGAAGAACAAUGUUUAGCAAAGAGUUUACGACCUUGAACCUUUGGUAUCAAUAAAUGUUGUCGUAAUGUGUAGAA
Messenger RNA from Ciona intestinalis (vase tunicate), 2910 nucleotides. The record is from RefSeq and is a predicted model, not a curated record. NCBI's taxonomy places the organism in Eukaryota, Metazoa, Chordata, Ascidiacea, Phlebobranchia, Cionidae.